This is a messenger RNA of Neurospora hispaniola, 6320 nucleotides long. RefSeq lists its product as uncharacterized. The transcript has 3 exons. NCBI's taxonomy places the organism in Eukaryota, Fungi, Ascomycota, Sordariomycetes, Sordariales, Sordariaceae. Gene Ontology annotation, biological process: regulation of gene expression; chromatin remodeling. The record is from RefSeq and is a predicted model, not a curated record. Gene Ontology annotation, cellular component: chromatin; nucleus. The coding region runs from base 302 to 6238 and encodes 1978 amino acids. Gene Ontology annotation, molecular function: histone H3K9 demethylase activity; histone H3K36 demethylase activity.
UCAGCAGAAAUCGAAGCAAGAAGCCGCCGCAUCACGCAUCAGGCACGCAACAGCACUCAUCACGACGGGUACCGGGACUGACCCGAGCCUGUCUCUACCGUGUACACACGAGCCCUCCUUCGCCCUGGGAGUGGCAGACCCGGCUGGCGGACCACAGCGAGCGCAACCCCCGACGCCUUGCUUUCGUCCCGUUUCCCAACCGACCGACUAUCCGCACACGGCACGCACGCCCCGUCCCAGCAUUCGACCUCGUCAUCAUCGCGCAAAUCGCAAAGCCUGGACGCAUGUAGUGCCCCGUAUCAUGUCCACCCAAGCGAAUGGCGCUGCGGCGCCAGACCACCCCGUCGCCCAAGACCCUGUCGCCCAGGACCUCGUCGUCGCCCACAGCAGUCCGGACGCUAUCAUGACCGACGCCGAUCCCGACGCCGACCCCGAUGCCUCCACGCCCAUGGGUCUGCGAUCGCCACCGGAGAGCGACAAGGCCAUGAAUCUCGACGAGGCUUCCGAGUCCGAACUCAGCGACCUGGAUGACGAUGUUGCCGACAAACUCGACCAAGACCAUACGUUCGAUCUCGACCUCGGCUCCGACCCGCUGCCUGAUCCGAAAACCGGACAGCAGCAACAGCAGCCUGAGCCUAGCGUCUCGCAUGAACAUGAGCCCGCCACCGCGGCCACGGUCGAAAGCGCAACGCAGAUCAAGGAGGAACAAGAAGGCCAAGGAAAAGAGUCAACUUCGCACUCGCAACAGCCAGACACCGGGGCAGCGUCUGCGACCACCCCCAUGUCUCCAAGUGAGGACAUUGGCGAGAUCUUGCCGGAUAGAUAUGAGAACAACGUUCCUGUUUUCAAGCCAACCCUGAAGCAGUUUCAAGAUUUCAAACUCUUUAUGGAAAAGGUAGAUAAAUAUGGCAUGAAAUCCGGCAUCAUCAAGAUCAUCCCUCCCGAGGAAUGGAGGAGCGCGCUGCCGCCACUGGACGAGCUGGUCAAGCAAGUCCGCGUCCGCGAGCCAAUCAAGCAGGAGAUCAUGGGCCAGAAUGGAACCUAUCGCCAGGUCAACAUUCUCCAUCAGCGAUCCUACAACCUACCCCAAUGGCGUCAGCUUUGCGAACAGAGCGAACACCAGCCCCCUGCGCGACGAGGAGAGCGACGAGCCAAUGCCGAAAAGACCAAGCCCGCUCCUCGAAGCCGCGCUGCUCCGCCUGCUGCGAACGGUACAGCAUCGAACAAGACCACGACGACAAGUACAAACACGGGCAGAGGAAAAAGAAAAGGCAGGGUUACGCGAGGAUCGGCAAAGGCCGCUACGGAUGAAACCGACGAUCCCCCCAUCACUCCCGUGUCACCACCGCCCGAAGACGAAGACAAACCACUAGAGUCAAUUGAGGAGGAGGAUGUCAAAGAUGAAGCUUGCGAGGAUGAAGAGAGCCUUCCCAGAGUUGGCCGAAUGGGCUUUAGCAGGCAAGGCAAGCCCAAGAUGCAAUCGACAUCGGCACGGCGCAAGUACAUUCGUCGCGAAGGGUCGGCCAUGAUCGACGAGGCAGCUUUCAAGGACUGGGAUUACCGUAUGGACGUGUCCGACUUCACACCCGAGCGCUGCGAAGAGCUGGAAAGGAUAUACUGGAAGACUUUGACAUAUGCCCCUCCGCUAUACGGUGCCGAUCUCCCCGGAACCUUGUUCGCCGAAUCGACCGAAAAUUGGAACCUCAACAAACUCCCGAAUCUACUAGAUGUUCUGGGCACAAAGGUUCCUGGCGUCAACACGGCGUACUUAUACUUGGGUAUGUGGAAGGCGACCUUUGCAUGGCAUUUAGAAGAUGUCGAUCUUUACAGCAUCAACUUCCUUCACUUUGGUGCUCCCAAGCAAUGGUAUAGUAUCUCGCAAGCGGAUGCCCGUCGGUUCGAAGCCGCCAUGAAGAAUAUUUGGCCAACCGAUGCCAAAGCCUGCGAUCAGUUCCUCCGCCACAAGUCCUUCCUGAUUUCCCCUUCCCACCUCAAGCAGCAUUACGGCAUCACGGUCAACAAGGUUGUGUCCUAUCCCGGCGAGUUUGUCGUGACCUACCCGUAUGGCUACCACUCUGGCUACAACCUGGGCUACAACUGCGCUGAGGCUGUCAACUUUGCGUUAGACAGUUGGCUCCCCAUGGGCAAGAUUGCCAAGAAGUGUCAAUGUGCGCAAGCUCAGGACAGUGUCUGGGUGGAUGUCUACGAGAUUGAGCGUAAGCUGCGUGGCGAAUCGACGGAGUACGAGGUAACGGAGGAUGAGGAUGAAGACGAGGAUGAGGACUCGGACGAAUCAGACCAAGAUACCGGAUUGCCUAGUCCGCCAUCAGGCUUGGAUCACAGAGGAGGAAAGAGAGUCAGGGCAGCGGGGCAAAAGAGAAAACGGGAGGCAAACAACAGGGGUACAGAAGGGAAAGCGAAAAGAAGUCGCUUCCGCCUCAAGGCACCUGUCGAGCCGCCGUGUUGUCUAUGUCCCAACGAUAUUCCCGGCGCAGAGAUUAUGCCUACGGACGAUGGUCGCAAGGCCCACCGGAUGUGUGCUCUAUAUCUACCCGAGACAUACAUCGAGACCGUCGACGACCAAGAGAUCAUUGCGAAUGUGGCGGGCAUCGACAAGGCCCGCUUGGAGCUCAAGUGCUUGUACUGCCGGUCCAAGAAGGGUGCUUGCUUCCAAUGCUCUCAAAAGAAGUGUCCCAGGGCGUACCAUGCCACAUGCGCAGCUGCCGCUGGUGUGUUUGUGGAGGAAGGUGAUGUGCCGGUUAUCGGAGAGGAUGGGACGGAAUACAAGGAGCAGGCGUUUGAGUUCAGCUGCCGCUUCCACAGAGUCAAGAGAGAUCGCAAAACAGAAGGCGCUAUUCUCGAAGACGAUCCUGUGGUGCGCAAGACUGCAGAGGCACUCAAAAAGAACGACAUCUGUCAGAUCCAGUACUAUCAGGGUAACAUUUUCGCCGGUGUGGUGGUGGAGAACCUGCAUGAGGAGGAGACCCUCCUGCUGGAUGUUAUUCCGAGCGGUGAUAGGAUUCAGGUUGAGUGGAAAUGGCUUCUCGUGGCCGACCCGUCCGAGUACAGGCUGCCUAAGGCAUCACCCAACGCCAUUCCGAUGCCGACCUCGAAGAAAGCCAAGCAGGAGAUCAACGCCAAGCGCCCGGUCGAGGAGAUACCGAGGAAGGGCGAUGAGUUCUCUACUGGAUUUGUCUGGGCCGAAUUCCACACUGGCGAGCCCGACAAGAACAAGGAGCAAGUCAAGAUUGAUUUGGACAAGGAAAAUCAAGUCUGGCAUUACCUGGGACCGACGUCUACGGAAGCCAGAGCGCAAUACACGGAGAACCCGUCUAGGAAGCAGCACAACUCCAAGAGCAACUUUCUGGACACUAUACCCAAGCCGCCUCCAACCUACCCUGUUCAAGUUGCCUCGGCACCUAGGAAAUCGUUGUCGGCAACGUACCCGACACAACAACAGCAGACCUUCAUCGCGUCACCAGCAUCGUCGUCGGCCCUAGCAUCCAAGCAGGAUAAGCCAUAUGUGUACAAACCACGCAAGCCUGUCCAGCCACACACACAGUUCAACGUUCAAUAUACGUCGCACAUGUUCAUGCCAGCACCGCCUCUUCCGUCACCGUCGUACGUGCCUCAGCAGAACCACCCGUUCUACCAGGCACAAUUGCGACCGAAUGUCCCGCAAACGGUACACCCUUCCCAGGUGUUUAGCCCUCAGCCCAUGCACUACGAUGGUCAGCGUAGGAUGUCGCAGUCAACUCAACCGUAUCCUCAACAGCAAAUGUCACCACAGCAUUUCGCUCAACACCAAAUGCCCCAGCAGAUGCCGCAACACCAAUUCCAACCGCAGCAGCAACAGCAGCAAUUCCAACAUUUCCAACCGCCGCAGCAGCAUUAUCAGCAACAACCUCAGCAGAAUUACCCACAAACCCCUGUCCCGCUGCCGCCCCAGGCUUUCCAGUUUCAGCAGCAGACUUGUGCUCCUUUACCACAACAGGUUCAGCCUCAACAACCGCAACAGCAGAGUCCUGUUCCUUUGCCACAGCAGGUUCAAACUGCACUGCCUGAGCAGCAGCAGCAGCAGCAGCAACAGGUUCACCAUGUUCAGCAGACGCCUGUUCCUGUACCCCAGGUGCCUUUGCAAGCUCAACAGUCAACUCAGAGCUCUCCGCAGCAACAGCAACAACCACAGCCCCAGGACAAAGAACCUCACCAACCGCUGCCGCCGGUAGAUCAAACUCAGCCACCAUCUCCGCCGCAACCUCUGCCGAAGCCAAGACCCUUCAAGGUGUACAAGGCAUCCCAGUUUAGGAAACUCAAACUCCCCGAGAAGAGGCCAGGCGCUAAGAAAGACCUGCCUGAGGCCUUUGCAUCCCGAAGGUUCUCGUUUGCUGGCAUUGACCGGAUCCAUGACCUCCCAGGAAUUGUAUGGCCUCCGAAAAACCUGAUUUCAGGCCGUGAAAGUCAGUGCAGACGGGGAGUCUGGGCUCCAUUGAGUGACGAGGGCAUCAUGCCGGCUCCAAUGACUUCGUCGCUGCUUAAGUGUGCGGAUGAUGAUCAGAGGGUGUCUCAAAAGUACGAAUUUUUCCAGGUUUAUAAUAACAAGGAUCCGCUGAAGCACCACUCGCCUUAUAAGCCGGCUGUGACUGAACUGGAUGAGACCACUGGGAAGAAAAAGCUCGUUCACGCCGACUUCACGAAUGACUAUGCGGAAAACUUUACAAACUUCAUGAAGAAUGCUCGUGAAGCCUUGACGAGAAAGGACGUUUCGGAGCCUAGCUCGAGACCAGCGACCAGUCAAGCUCACUCACGCAACACUUCCUCUGCAUCUGCUCAGCCGAACGAUAGUCAGUUUCAGCAGAACUCUUUCACUGGCCAGCCUACGCAGCACCCAAGAGUCCAACCCCAGUACACUUACAACCAGCACGACGCUGGAUUUGGUGAAUCUUCAUCUUCGUCGCCGUUUUCAAGUCACUCAGUUCCAGCACCAGUGCUGUUCGGUUCUGCCUUUGAGCAACAGUCUGGAUCUCAUCAAGAUAUAAGGCAGCAGUACCAAGGACCUUGGCAACAGCAGUAUCAAAACCAGGGCAGUCAUAACAUCUGGAUGGGGAGUCCACAAAUGGUGGGGAGCCCUCAACCGCAGAUGUUCUCCCCUUCGCCGACACAACAGGGGCAUCAUCAUCAUAUGCCUCAAUCGCAGCAACAGGCUCAGAACCAGCAGCCUCAGCCGCAACAGCCGGCGAAGCCGCAGUUUACAAAGCAAAGUCAUAGUCCGAUUCCGUUGCCGCCGUACGUGCAAAAGAUGAAUCAGGCCAAGCCAUCGCCGUUAAGCCAACCUCCACAGACAAACAGCCGGCAGGGAAGUCAAGGAGCUUCCUCGCAAUCCCAGUCUCAGAAGCGGCGACAACGAAAAUCGGCUCAGCAGGCGUCAGAGCAAACUAUCUCUCCUACCCAGUUAAGUGUGGACACGGGAGCAGGGUCGACACCGCAAGGUCAACCUCCAAAGGCACAGCAGACGUCGAAUAACCCCUGGACGAAUACGAACAAUGUCCAUCUGCAGUUUCCUUCCACGCUCAAUGCUUCCUCACAACAACCAGCGCCAGCCACUGCAGCACAACGACCCUCUCAAAAUACCUCGGACCACACGCCCGCAGAAGCAGAUACAGGGGCCCACGAGCAAGAGAGCGGAGGGGAAGAAGAAGCCCAUGACGUGGAAGAAAAUUCGUACUUCAAUGAAGCCCAAGGUUUCCAAACCCCUCCCUUGCAGCCCCAAACUCUCUCCUCCACCGACGUCUCCCCUGACCAGAACUACUUUCCCCUUUCCGCACCACCACCCACCCCGCUUGGCGGCAUCGCUUUCGGCGGUGUCGGCGUAGGAGGCUUUAACCCAGGCUCCGCCUUCAACGUGGCUGCCCUCAGCGGCGGCAUUGCCGGGCUGGGCGCCUUGGGUACGCUAGGCGGCUUGCUUGGCGGUCUUGAAUCGGGUGCUAGUGGGAAUGGUACGUGGAGCGGACGGGCGAGAGGGCUCAGUAGGAGUGGAGAUAAUGUGUUUAUGGGGAGUACGAGUGCGAUAGAGGAUGGAGAGGAGGGGGAGUUGGGGUGUGGGAUGGGGGGAGGAGGAGGAGGAGGAGGAGGAGGAUCAAGGGGGGGACAUGCCGGUGGUAAUGGUGGGACGGCGUUAAGUCGGCAGGAUGUGUUGGACAAGAUUUUGUCGAAUUUGCAUCGGUUGGGGACGGAGUAGAGGGAUGAGUUGAUGGUGGUGGUGAGGAUAAUCAUUGCAUGCAUUGUCUGAGUGGUGUGGUGUGGUAUUCUGUCUGAUUGAA